Messenger RNA from Sycon ciliatum, 2284 nucleotides. Its product is annotated as sodium/hydrogen exchanger 9-like. The transcript is spliced from 15 exons. Gene Ontology annotation, molecular function: sodium:proton antiporter activity; potassium:proton antiporter activity. The coding region runs from base 221 to 2284 and encodes 687 amino acids. Gene Ontology annotation, cellular component: plasma membrane; recycling endosome. NCBI's taxonomy places the organism in Eukaryota, Metazoa, Porifera, Calcarea, Leucosolenida, Sycettidae. Gene Ontology annotation, biological process: proton transmembrane transport; potassium ion transmembrane transport; sodium ion import across plasma membrane. The record is from RefSeq and is a predicted model, not a curated record.
ACUUAGCACCGGCGUUCCACUUUCUCUGCUGCACGACCAGGAUCCGUCGCGGCUGGCAGGGAACACGACGGGCAAACUGAAAUCGGCACAACGCCAUUACCAAUGAUACACUGACCAACACAUUCUUCAGCUAGUUUCGUGUUCUCUCUUAGCAGCUAGCUUCUCGUAGUUUGUCGUUAGGUUCUGUCCGUAUUGGAAACCCCUGGUGGCACACAGCAGCAUGGCGGUUUGGAAAUGUUGCAGCAAAGCGCUGCUGCUGCUUAUGCUGUUUCACAUCACCUUCUACAGCGAUCUAGUUUUAGCGCAGGACCAGAGCGGAGAUGCGAUCCGAUCAUGGGACUAUAACACAACCAGUGGCGGUGGCAGUGGCGAGGAAGUAGGUAGUGGCAGCGGCAGCAGCGGCGAAUCAGCUGGCGAGGGAGAUGAGGGAAAAGGUGGCGAGGAGAAGGAGGACUCUCUUCUCCACGCAUUGCACUGGGAAGGCCUGGUGGAAGAGGAGCUGGAGGAGAAACAUCAGAAGAACAGUUUGAGUCUGUUGCUGGCCGUCGCUCUUCUCAUGCUUGUCGUGCUGACAAUCUGGGUGUUCAAGAUGAAGCGCUGUCGUGUUAUGCACGAAACGGGUUUCUCAAUCGUAUACGGUAUCAUCAUUGGUUUGAUCAUGCGCUAUGCUGGCGAUGAGGUGUCGGUAGAGCCGAUGACUUGCGAGUCCAACUAUACGCACCCGCCGCGCCAAGUCUUCCUGUCCGUCGAGAAUGACACGUACGCCUUUGACCUGCGCAACAAGUUGUUCAAGGAUGACGAGGGAACAGAAUAUGAAGGACUGCUCUUGUUCAACCCGGAGAUGUUCUUCUUUGUCCUGCUGCCACCGAUCAUCUUCUAUGCUGGCUAUGACCUGCAACGCAAAUACUUCUUCCGCAACAUCGGAGCCAUCCUGCUGUACGCCUUUGUUGGAACGACCAUCUCCUGCUUCACUAUUGGCUCUAUGAUGUAUGCCUACACUCAGUUUGGCAUUGAGACCCUGCCGCGCGGUGUCGACAAUCUUGUCCAGUGUUUGAUCUUCGGAGCUCUCAUCUCUGCAACGGAUCCAGUGACCGUCUUGGCCAUAUUCCAUGACCUUCACGUCGACGUCGACCUGUUUGCCAUUGUGUUUGGCGAGAGUGUGAUGAACGACGCCGUGGCCAUCGUCCUGUACAGGUCCAUAAGUGCAUACUCGCCGUCAAACGAGUAUCCAAGUGGAUUUGAUUUUGUUGCCGUCUUGAAGUCGGUCGGCCUGUUCAUCGGUAUCUUUGUCGGCUCGUUCCUGAUCGGCGUUCUCAUGGGUUUCAUUACCGCUUUGUUCACCAAACUGAGUAAAAUCCGCGAAUACCCAAUGAUGGAGUCUGGGCUCUUUUGCCUGAUGUCCUACGCAUCAUUUCUGGCAGCUGAAGCGGCCGGAAUGACAGGUAUUGUGGCGGUACUGUUCUGCGGUAUCACACAGGCACACUACACCUACUUCAACCUGUCAGAGGAAUCCAAGAAGACGACCAGAACCUUCUUUGAACUUAUCAAUCUCCUUGCUGAGAACUUUGUCUUCAUCUACAUGGGUCUGGCCUUGUUCACGUUCCGCUAUCAUCAAUGGAACUGGGGAUUCAUCGUCUUUUCAUUCCUGGCUAUUCUCGCUGGACGAGCUCUCAACAUCAUUCCAAUGACUUUCAUCGCCAACCUCCGUCGCAAGAACAAGAUUCCAGUCAAAUUCCAGAAGAUGUUAUUGUUUGCAGGUCUGCGAGGAGCAAUUGCUUUCGCUCUGGCCAUGCGAAACACAGAGUCUGAAGUACGUCAGCUAUUCCUGACAACGACGCUGGUCAUUGUGUUUGUGACUGUUCUUGUCAACGGUGGUCUUACAACAGUAGGAUUGCAGUAUCUCAAGAUUGACAUUGGCGUGAAGAGCAACCCAGAUGAUGAUGACAGCAGUACAGUGGAUACUGAGGAGUUCCAAGGAACGGCAGAAACCGGAAUAGUCAACGUGCGCUACUCACAGUAUCAAGCCACCGGUGUUGUGCGUGUAUGGACCAACGCUGACCGGAAGUAUGUGCGUCCUGUCUUCACUCGCCGUGGUCCACCACUCACCACCGUCUUUCCCUCCAGUCUUCGCUGGCUUGCCAAGGCUCUGACUGGUCCAGAUAUCCAGACCAAAGACCGGCAGAUUGGGCACGGCGAGAGUGAGGAAAAUCUGGUGAGCGGCCCGACCGAGCUGGCCUUCAACGACGCAGAUGAUGGGGCUGCAGAAGGAAAUGCGGAGAUGUAG